Messenger RNA from Penaeus chinensis, 3020 nucleotides. Its product is annotated as tyrosine-protein kinase Dnt-like. Gene Ontology annotation, molecular function: ATP binding; protein kinase activity. Gene Ontology annotation, biological process: positive regulation of kinase activity; cell surface receptor protein tyrosine kinase signaling pathway; protein phosphorylation. The coding region runs from base 122 to 1861 and encodes 579 amino acids. Gene Ontology annotation, cellular component: signaling receptor complex. The transcript is spliced from 12 exons. Lineage: Eukaryota; Metazoa; Arthropoda; Malacostraca; Decapoda; Penaeidae. The record is from RefSeq and is a predicted model, not a curated record.
GACAAGGCGUUCCUGUUGCCUUUAGAACUUUGUUGUGAUAGAGGCAUCCAUACUCUCCUAUGAGCGUCCCUUCCUGUGAUAGUGACAUCCGGAGUGUAGAUGUAACCCAUGUUUGUGUAAAAUGAGGUUGUGUUUUGUGCUGGUGGUGAUGGCGGUGGUUGAUCAGUGUUCAUCUUCGCUCAACCUUUACGUCGACUCUGACGACGUCAAGAAACUCCUUGGUGUGAGUUCCCAGCUGUGGUAUGUCCAGAAUGGAACAGUAAAUAAAUAUGCCCUGGGCUACGUAGUGGUUGUGCCGCCGCAUGUCGACCUCCUGACCUUCCAUUGGCAGGCCUUGGGAGGAAUGACGAUGCCAUAUAAUAUGUCAGUUCAAGUUGGUAAUCGUGAAGCUCUGGCACCCCCUGUGUACAACAUCAGUGAUCAGAGUAUAGUGCCAACAUAUCCCUCAUCCUGGACAAUAAGGUUGAUUUGCACCGGCAAACUAACCACUCAGGUGGAUGUGACAAUAACCUUAAAAGUGCCAAUGAGUACAUCAUUGGUAAAUACAACGACGCUCAACAUUCGAAGAAAGAAAAUAUGUUUGAGAGGAAAAGUUGGUGGAAUAGCAGAACGCGAAGGAGAAGUUGGUGGGAUAUCAGUGGAGAUUCUGGAAGCACGACACUCCACUACUGUGGUCUACAUCACCAUUAGUUGUCUGGGAGUCUUCCUUCUGGUUGUGGCCUUCCUCGCCAUAUUUAAUCAUAUAAAGAACAAUAAAGCACGGCCAAACACUGGCAGACGACGUGGCACAGGUGCUUCUGAGCAAAGAACCAUUGGCAGAAGUACAGCAGGUGGUGGAAAUGUCCCUAACAAUCAAGUUAGCGGAGACAGUGGAGGCGCAGGCAAGACCUCCCAGUCCUCUCUCAGUGAGCUACGGAGAUCUCCACAACCAACAAAUACAACAGCUACCACAACCACUACCACAGGAAGUCCUGAGCCACAGUACACGGAUCCCAGGCUGAGUGAUAUAUCGGCCAAGUUAACAGGUCUCAGUGUCAGCAAGGAAACGCUCAAGCUCUUGGAGGUGGAGCAGGAAGGCACCUUUGGCCGGGUGUACCAUGCAGUCUACCAACCCCCUGACCAGAAGCAACCCCUCAGUGUUACUGUAAAAACAGUCAUUGAUGGAUCUAGUGAGGUACAGCGAUCAGUGUUGCUGAGUGAAGGGGUGAUGUUAGCAGGCCUAAGCCAUGACCAGCUUCUGGGGGUUCUGGGAGCAGUAGUCACCCCCCCAGAAGCUCCACCCUGCAUUAUCUUCCCAAGGUCUUCGCAAGGAAAUCUCAAAAGAUUUCUUCAAGGCUGUCAUACAUUGGUCACAAGGGAAGUUGUGGGUGUGGGUGUUCAAGUUCUACAAGCUCUGUCAUUCUUGCAUUCGCGGCUGUUGUUGCACAAGGAUGUAGCUACUCGCAACUGUGUUGUUGAUGAAGGGCUCCAUGUGAAGCUCACAGACUGUGCGCUCGCCAGAGAUCUCUUUCCAAGUGACUAUCACUGUUUAGGAGACAACGAAAACAGACCUAUCAAGUGGCUUGCUUUGGAAAGCCUUACACAUAAGGUCUUCACUCCAGCAGCAGAUGUGUGGUCAUGGGGUGUUCUGCUGUGGGAAGUGAUGACUCUUGGCCAGCAGCCUUAUGCAGAAAUAGAUCCCUUUGAAAUGUCUGCUGUUCUUCGCCAAGGGGUUCGCCUUGCACAGCCUAUAAACUGCCCUGAUGAGCUAUUCAAGGCCAUGACCUUCUGCUGGACGACGGCACCACGGGAGAGACCCACUGUAGAUGAGCUAGUGAUCUACCUCACAAACUUCCAGCAGCACCUCGAUAGAUAUGUGUGACACCAACUGGACUAUGGCUAAUUAGUGGGGAAUGGGGGAGAAGGAAAGUUUUGGGAAACAAAUAAACAAAUAAAAGAGUGAGAUUAAGUAAUGGGAAUGGUUGGUCAUUGGAAAUUGUAAGUAAAAUCAAGAAAACGAAGAAGGAAAAAUUGCGUUGACUGUGUUACAGAAAUGACAGACAUGGUUUAAUGUGCAAGAGGUGAGUUUUUGAAUCUUGCUCAGUUUUCUGUGGACUAAUAGAUAAUGGUUAGCCUGUGUUUACAGAUAUUGUUCACCCAAAAUCAUUGACUGCAGGUUUAAUGCCUUGAUUUGGUGUGAACCUGAGAGUUUUCUUAAGCUUGAUGACUUUAGAAGAUGUAGAGUCAUUUGUGACUUUGCUGGGUCUGUAAAAGCUUCAUGUUAAAGCCAGUUCCCUAUUAUCUACUCCAUUCAGAAGUAUACAAAUGACGAUAAAGUACCUGGACUUGCAUAGUUGUGAGCAUUUUAGUGCUUUUUAGUGUGUGAACCAAGAGGAGCUAAUAUUUUGCAUUGCCUUAUGAAAAUACCUUCACCUCUAUGUUCUAAUUCUUCUUUUUAUCUCCAUCUUUCUGCUUCUCUUAUCUUUAUUUCUAGGAGGUGGUGACUUUGAUUCUUUUUGUAUGCAUAUUCUUAAAGGGACAUUCCACUGCAUUUCAGGUAAAAGAUGGAAAAUGGAUUUUUUCAUUCAUUAUUUUUUUUUUUAUGAGAAGAGUGUUCUUGGUGGAAUCUAGUUGUAAUUUUUUUUUGUUUUAAUUAGUUUAUUUGAACCAUGAUUUUUAUAAGAUGCUAUGUAGUGCAGUUUUAACAAGUAUAUUAUAUUUUAAAAAGUGAGGGAAAUUUGAUAAAGAAAAGUCCUAUAAAGGUUACUGGAGAAAAAAAUCAGUGUGAUGGAAGUAAACUUUUUUUACCUUUCUUUAGAAUCCAGAUAGUUUUAUCCUUUGUUUUUUUCCUCAUAGUUCACAUUCCACCGUCUUUUGGAUUGCCGAGAUCAAACAGAGAAAAAAUGUGUCUUUUAAUGUUACCUUUUGAAUUACGAAGUAGAAUUGAUAUGAGUGAGUGAGUGAGUAAGUGUGUGAGUGUGUGAGUGUGUGAGUGUGUGUGUGUGUGAGUGUGUGUGAGUGUGUGUGUGAGUGUGUGUGAG